UAGUGUGGAUGGAUAUAUAUAUAUAUAACUCAGGAAGAUCACAAUUUGGAUUUUACUGGGCCUUUAACUAUAUUUUGUUGAACCUUUUUGUGUUUUUAGGUUCUGUGAAGGUUUGAAAACCCUUGGUGUGUUUGACCAGGUCCAGAUGUUUCCGGGGGCGUUUGUUAGUCUGUUCUGUUCCUCUCCUGACAAGCUGACUGCUGAGACCAUGUCUGCCCUCUUCACUGUUAAGUUUUCAGAACAGGAAGAGACCACAGGGAAGGAGAGUGCUGUGGUCACCUUCUGGAGACACUACCUAGUGGAGUGUGAAGUUGGCAGAUGUGCAACAUCGCUAGAGGACGUGCUCAUCUAUGCCACAUCCGCUGAUGUGGUGCCAGCCAUAGGGUUCAGCCCCAACCCCACCGUAUCCUUCCUCAACCCCCUGGACCCUGCCGGGGCCUUUCCCAAGAGCCAACCCAGCUCUAACCACCUGGUGCUGCCUGUGGUGCCAUCCUACCAAGUCUUUAAGAAGAAUAUGGAGUAUGCAGUGUGCCAGCUCACAGUGAUGCAGGCCAUUUGAUCACAGACCGUCUUGUUCUAUAUAAACACAGCUUUAACAGACUAUUACUGAACUUGAGGGACAUGUUUCAUUUGGGUUUUGGACUUCAAUUAAAAAGGGGUCACCUCAUUGACUUUUAUAGAAGAUUUAGGUAGGGUAUGUCCAUCAUGACAGAUAUGCAUUUUCCAUUAUAGGCUUCAGCUGUUGACUUUCAGGAACAAUUUUACACUAAUAAUUCAGACGGCUCAUGAUAGGUGCUACAUUUGUUUGAAUGGUAAUGUUUGUUGCUUCAUUUGGGAUUCUUAGAUUUAUUUUAUGUUGUACAUAUUGAAGUGAAUCAAUGUUUUCUGUAAAGUUAAUUAUGCUACAGUUGAUGUUUUUGUGAUUGUUUUAGCUUCUUGUGUUGGCUUUGUAUUUUAUAUUUUUAGUAACUUUACUCAUGCCAAAUAAAAUGUUUGCAUGUUAUAUA
Molecule: messenger RNA, 1007 nt
Organism: Salvelinus sp. IW2-2015
Lineage: Eukaryota; Metazoa; Chordata; Actinopteri; Salmoniformes; Salmonidae
Product: G2/M phase-specific E3 ubiquitin-protein ligase-like
Molecular function (GO): ubiquitin-protein transferase activity
Source: RefSeq, a predicted model, not a curated record